UAUUUUGGCAACAGUGGAUACGCAUGGACCCCGCAUCACCUUGCGUUGCUUCCCGAUAAUGCGCGCUGCUUGCCGGACAACCAAAACGCAUUCCCCGUGGAUCAUUUACUGACAUUUCCGUCUGAAUUUUUACUUUACAAACCGAAACCGUUUACCAUGGAUGUGCUGGCCAACCACAGCAUCUUUCAGGAGCUGCAGAUCGUCCACGACACCGGUUACUUCUCCGCCAUGCCGUCGCUGGAAGAGAAUUGGCAGCAGACUUGCCUUGAAUUGGAGCGCUACCUUCAGACCGAACCCAAACGAUUAUCCGAACUCUUCGACCAGGACUUGGAAGGCCUCCUCACUCCUGCGUACCUGAAGGAAGACAGCAGCGAGGAAGACCUAUCCGACGGACUUGUUCCCGACUUGCCCAACCUCCCGGAACCUCCCAGCCCACCCCCGGUCCUCCUUUGCCCUAGUCGCAAGUCCUCAAACCCCAAAAGAGACCUGAAACCCAAGAACCACGCAAUGGAGAACGUGGAAGGUCUAGAAGGAGUCCACCAAGCCCAACUCAGCGCUGUGACUUCAUUGACACCUCCUUCGUCACCGGAACUUGGUAGGCAUCUGGUGAAACCCAACCAGACUUUGACAGCUUCGGCCGACGGGACUUUGACGUUGAAGUUGGUUGCCAGGAAGGUGGGACUAAGCGCGGCGCGGUUAGUGGCAGCCCAGGCGCUCCCGGUCAGGAUAAAAGACGAGGACGAGAGCGGGAAUUGUGUGAUCGGAAUGGGUGAUAUUCCGGAGAACAAGAAGAGGAUUCACCGCUGUCAGUUCAACGGGUGCCGGAAAGUCUACACCAAGAGCUCCCACCUAAAGGCGCACCAGCGGACACACACAGGUGAGAAGCCGUACAAGUGCUCGUGGGAGGGCUGUGAGUGGAGGUUCGCCCGCAGUGACGAGCUGACCAGGCAUUACCGCAAGCACACCGGGGCCAAGCCUUUCAAAUGCAACCACUGUGACAGGUGUUUCUCGAGGUCGGAUCACUUGGCGCUACACAUGAAGAGGCACAUCUGAAGAUACGGGAGCGACGGAGAGUCGGAAAAAGCGGGAAGGAAAACUAGCAUCAAUCUUGGAACAACUUUGAGAAUUGGAUUACAGAUUCAAGACAAUGAACCAAACUUGUAACUUUUCGGAAUUCCAAACGGACACGAUCUUGGAAUAGUCUUUUCUUGGACCACAUAAACAUCUUGUCCCAACUUGUGGAUCACUUGGCAGCUCUGAUAACUUUGACUAUUUGCCAAUGGAACUUUUUCAAGCCUUCAAUGCGCAACAUUCGCUCACCAAACUUGUAAAUUUUGCUCACGGGCGGAUGUCACUGCAUUGUUCAUUCACUUAGGGAUCCCUUGAGACCUGGCAGAGUGGUUAGCCGUAAAUUUCCAAGUUUAAAAUUAGCUAAAAGAGUUCUUAGGAGGUUGUUAUUCGACCAACUUUACAGUGUACUUCAAUACUGUAACAUUUUUAUCACUUUUUAAAUAUAUUUUACAUAUCGGAUAGUUAAAACCAAUCAAAAGUCAGUAGCGGCAUAUGCUAAUAUCUAGGAAAUGACCUAAAGCCCACCCUAUUUCAAAUCAAGAGUUGAUUUAAGUAUCCUUGGGUGGUUUGGUUGGAUGAUGGAUCGAAAUAGCAAUAUGGGUGGCUUACGCAGGUACGAUAAACAAUAAAAGUAAUUAUAAAAGUCCUUCAGCUAAUUAGAAGCUAGAAAUUUAGCAUCAAACGGUCAAAGUUAGCCAAAAACAAAUAACGAUGAAUCAAUUUUAAGGUCUUAAGGGGACCGUGAGUUGAACAAGCUAGCUAUGACAAUUCCCCAAACAAGAAUGCUGCCGUGUACUGAUUUUCCAUAUAGUCCUACACUGGAAUAUUCAUAUGUCAACAUUGUUUCAUCUAGAUAUAUUCAUAAACCCUUCUUCACUGAUGCAUCAAUUUGAAUGGACACUGGAUUUUUCCGUAAGACUUGACGUUUUGGCGUGAUGCGAGAAAUAGUGAAGACAUUUUGGAUCACACUUGGGGGAGCUAGCAUCGAUUCAUAACCAUCCAUACACCGAGCUAACUCAAUGACGCUAACUAAUACAACUCUGGGACUCCAUCUCCUAGACAGAACAUCAGCGUAGUGAUUCAAGAUGGCUACCAAGGGCCGUUUUUUCCUUUGCUAUUUGGAUCUCCUGCCACUAACUGUUGCACAAUUGACUUCUAUUUUUUUGCACGAGUGGUCUUGGCGCGGCGUAAACACUAGCGGGAUCCACCAAAAAGUCGUAAUCAAAAAGCGUGGACAGCCAACAAUGCACAAGUCGUUGGAAGCAGCUAGCUGACUGCGAAAUAGCACAUUACGCUAUGUAUGUAAAGCCUAUAUUGUUUGUAGGAUAAAAAGAAUUUGUUCAAAAAAGACGAUUCUGAAAGAUUUUGAAGAACUUGGAAAAAGGAUGCAGCCAAAAAACACAAGUGUCUACUACCGAUGCCGGAAAUGAUCUCUUGGGAUUUGAGAGGGAUUGGCAUCUAUAAAUUAGCCACUGGUUUUAACAAAGUUUGUCCCAUUCGCAACGCCGUAAGAGAACACUUCCACUAUAGCAGCUCAAGAAUCCAAGGCUAAAUCAGGCCUUCUUCAUGGACAACAAACUAGCAAACUUCUUCCAGGCAUAGAACCAGGAACUUUAGCACGAUCGCAACAUGCAUUCAGUCAUUUGGAAGGCUAACAGCUAAUCAAUGUGAAUGUUUGUUUUGUAAGUGCUGGGAACUUUCGAAUAGAGUUGUGGGUCUAC
This is a messenger RNA of Periophthalmus magnuspinnatus, 2792 nucleotides long. It is a transcript of the gene klf7a, whose product is annotated as Kruppel-like factor 7a. Lineage: Eukaryota; Metazoa; Chordata; Actinopteri; Gobiiformes; Gobiidae. The record is from RefSeq and is a predicted model, not a curated record. Gene Ontology annotation, biological process: regulation of transcription by RNA polymerase II. The transcript has 4 exons. The coding region runs from base 157 to 1053 and encodes 298 amino acids. Gene Ontology annotation, molecular function: RNA polymerase II cis-regulatory region sequence-specific DNA binding; DNA-binding transcription factor activity, RNA polymerase II-specific.